AUGUCAGAAAUUCCAUAUUCCAAAAAUAAUUCUUCUAAUAAUGGUAUUAAAAAUUCAUAUUCUAUUGAAAAUAUUCUUAAUCAAACACCUUUUAAUAUUAAAGAUGAACAAAAAAAAUCAAAUAAUGAAAAAAUUAAUGAAACUUCAAGUAUUAAUGAAAUAAAUAAAAUUUGUAAUGAUAAAAAUUCACCAUUAAAUAAUAUCCCUAAAUUUGUUACAGAGAAAUUAUUUAAAUUUUAUAAUCAAACUACAACAUCAGGAAUGGCACAACUUUUUAGUAUUGAACAAUUAUUGGCAAUGUCUAAUUUGGCAUUAUUGACUGGUAGUAAUCCAUUUAACAUACCACAAGUUCCAGUAAUUAAUCCACUUAUUUCAACACCUUUACAAUUAUCAUCAAAUAUAGAUUCUUCAAUGAUUCUCCAAAAUCCAUGGAAUGUAAAUAAUUUUAAACAUCUAUUUCCAUCAUUAAAUAUUGUUACAUUACCUAAAACAACACCAAAAAUUGAUGAAACAAUAAAAUCUGGACUUACAAUUGAUGACGGAUAUUUAAAUCGUAAAACAUUAAAAGAAGAAAAUUUAAAAGAAUCUUGUAUAACAUCAACAACAACAACAGACUCUAAUAUAUCUUCAAAUUCUGACAUUUAUAGUAAACAUUUUGAAUGUAAACAAUGUGGAAAAACAUUUAAACGUUCCUCUACUUUAAGUACACAUCUUUUAAUACAUUCAGAUACCAGACCAUAUCCAUGUGAAUAUUGUGGAAAAAGAUUUCAUCAAAAAUCUGAUAUGAAAAAGCAUACCUAUAUUCAUACAGGUGAAAAACCACAUAAAUGUACAGUUUGUGGGAAAGCAUUUUCACAAUCUUCUAAUUUAAUAACACAUACUAGAAAACAUACAGGAUACAAACCAUUUGCUUGUGAAAUAUGUGGAAGGACAUUUCAAAGAAAAGUUGAUAGAAGAAGGCAUACAGAAACACAUCAUACAAAUGACCAUAAUACAGGAAUCUCUAAACAACAUCCAUCAUUAGGAUCUGAAAAUAUUAAUUUUUCUACUAAUAAUAAAAAAGAUACAAUACAUUUAUUACCACCACCAUCAUCGUCAACAUCAAUAAAUCCAAUGACACAAUUCAUCAAUAAUAUUACUGGUAAUGACUUUUUAUUUCAUGAACAACCUAAAGGAACAUACCCAUUAUCACAUAAUUCAAUUCUUUCAACACUAGAAAGUAAUAUAUUUUUUAAAGAAAUUUUUGGAAAAACAUUAAAACCUGAAGAUUCAAGUCACAAUCUUUCAGUUACAUCAUGA
This is a messenger RNA of Strongyloides ratti, 1299 nucleotides long. Its product is annotated as Zinc finger protein sens. The coding region runs from base 1 to 1299 and encodes 432 amino acids. The record is from RefSeq and is a predicted model, not a curated record. NCBI's taxonomy places the organism in Eukaryota, Metazoa, Nematoda, Chromadorea, Rhabditida, Strongyloididae. The transcript has 3 exons. Gene Ontology annotation, cellular component: nucleus.